Leptinotarsa decemlineata (Colorado potato beetle) is the source of this 1311-nucleotide messenger RNA. Its product is annotated as guanine nucleotide-binding protein subunit beta-like protein 1. NCBI's taxonomy places the organism in Eukaryota, Metazoa, Arthropoda, Insecta, Coleoptera, Chrysomelidae. Gene Ontology annotation, molecular function: protein binding. The record is from RefSeq and is a predicted model, not a curated record.
CUUAUGGUAAUAUCAUAGCGUAUAAUAUCUAUUCCUGUCAACAUGGUUGUGUUUUUUAAUUUGCCUGAAAUUUUAUUAUGACAAAAAAAUUGUACAAAAACUAGUAUACUAUUUGAAAAAAUGAUAACGAAGAGCUCAAGGUUCAGUUUGAAUAUUUUCACAGAUUCAUUUAUUUUACAUUUUGUACCUCGUAAUUCUGUAUUGAAAUAAUUCCUCAGAAGAGAGAAUAUCUUCCUAGAAAAACGUUACUAAGAUGGCUAUGCUACCUCCCGACCCUGUUCAUCGCUUCAAGGAAGAUAUGGGAUAUAUCCAUUGCCUCUGCUUUUGGACAAGAGGAAAUAAUGAUUAUGUUUCCCACAUAUUGGCAGCAACAGAAAAAGGAAUUGUUUAUUUUUGGGAUCUAGAGACGAAUCGACUCCAACAUAAACAAAAGAUGGGCAAUUCCAUUCAGGCUAUCCAUUGCGUAAAUUUCAAUAUCAUUACCCAAGAUAAAGCUGGAUUUGUUAAUUUGUGGUCAGUUAGAGGUAGCAAAUAUGAAAUAACGGACAGCAGAGAUUGUAGUGGCGGAUAUUGCAAAAGUAUAUUGUUCGAAGGCUCUUUAAUAAUUGCCAAAGAAGAUGGAUGCAUUGAAAUAUUGCAAGUAUAUAAUCUCCAAAAAGUAAAGGAAUUGAAACCUAAUAAGGAAGGCCUGGGACAUAUUAUGAUACUAGACCAGGUUUUAUUAGAUAAUAAAGUUAUUAUUAUAGCUGGCUAUGAAACAGGUCAUUUGGUGAUAUGGAAUAUGGAAACAUCCGAAUGUUAUGGAUUCUUGAAAGUACAAGAACAUUUACUAUCCUUAACAUUUGAUCCAGAAACUAGGCGAGGUAUAUGUGGGAAUACCUCGGAAACUUUGCAAGUGUUUUCUAUAAACAACGACUAUAAAAUGGAACUAAAAGCAGAAGUGUCGAUGACAAACGAUGGCUGCAACGUUCUGAAACUGCGACGGCCAGAGUCGAAAAUUAUGCUCGCAGGUUGUAGCGACGGUAAAAUAAGGGUCUAUUCUUGGAGAACACUGAGAGUACUGGCAGCUCUGUCAGGACACAAUGGACCUGUUACUGAUAUACAAUGUUCACCUUGUAAAGUCAACUUUUGGAAAGCUAAAAUCUUUGCUGCUAGUGGCGCUGAUGGAGUUAUAAGUCUGUGGAAUGUGUAUAACUGAAAUUUGAAAUGUUUCUAUUGCUGUAGAUUUUUGAACGAUUGUCUUGAAGAUUUUUUGAUAAUUCGUAUAUUUUAUGUUCAAAUGUUAAUUUUAAUGAUAUAGUAGUUGUAAAU